Suhomyces tanzawaensis NRRL Y-17324 is the source of this 993-nucleotide messenger RNA. RefSeq names its product TOR complex subunit. Bases 1 to 993 code for a protein of 330 amino acids. Gene Ontology annotation, cellular component: TORC2 complex; TORC1 complex. The transcript has a single exon. NCBI's taxonomy places the organism in Eukaryota, Fungi, Ascomycota, Pichiomycetes, Serinales, Debaryomycetaceae. Gene Ontology annotation, biological process: TOR signaling; regulation of actin cytoskeleton organization. Gene Ontology annotation, molecular function: protein binding. The record is from RefSeq and is a predicted model, not a curated record.
AUGUCGGUUAUUCUAGCAUCAGCAGGCUAUGACCACACAAUCAGGUUCUGGGACGCCCUCACGGGGGUGUGCUCGAGAACGAUCCAGCACACAGACUCCCAGGUGAACAGGUUGGAGAUCACUUCAGACAAACGAUUCCUUGCAGCAGCAGGGACCUUGUAUGUGAGGCUUUACGACAUAAGACAAGCCGGAAGCUCGGGAAAUGCCACAGCAGCAGCUUCUGCCACCAACAAUGGUAACGUCAAUGGCCAUGGCAACCAUAAUAACGGGAACAACAACCCAGUGAUGACGUUUGAGGGCCAUACCAACAACGUGACCUCGCUAGCAUUUCAAAUAGAGAACAAGUGGAUGGUGACCUCCCUGGAGGACGGGACCGUCAAGGUCUGGGAUGUGAGAUCCCCGUCCGUACAACGGAGCUACAAGCAUCAUUGCCCUGUGAACGAAGUGGUCAUACAUCCCAAUCAAGGAGAGUUGAUCAGUUGUGAUCAGGACGGAAAUAUUCGGAUCUGGGAUUUGGGAGAGAACCAAUGCACCCACCACUUGAUUCCCGAAGACGAUGUGCCCAUCAAUUCAUUGAGUGUGGCCAGUGACGGAUCGAUGCUUGUGGCAGGAAACAAUAAGGGAAACUGCUAUGUGUGGAAGAUGCAAAACCAGCGGGACAUCACCUCGCUCACACCUAUAACGAAGUUCAGAUCCCACCUGAAGUAUAUUACCAGAGUGCUUUUGUCCACCGAUAUGAAACAUUUGGCCACUUGUUCUGCCGACCACACUGCUAGAAUCUGGUCCACCCAACAAAACUUCAAUUUGGAGACCACUUUGCAAGGACACCAGAGAUGGGUGUGGGACUGCGCUUUCAGUGCAGACAGUGCUUAUUUGGUGACCGCAUGUUCGGACCAUUAUGUCAGGUUGUGGGACUUGUCAAAUAGCGAGACCGUCAGACAGUACAAUGGUCAUCACAAGGGAGCUGUGUGCGUGGCAUUGAAUGAUGUCUAA